This is a messenger RNA of Astyanax mexicanus (Mexican tetra), 5754 nucleotides long. RefSeq names its product myosin IB (gene myo1b). The transcript has 32 exons. Gene Ontology annotation, molecular function: ATP binding; microfilament motor activity; actin filament binding. Lineage: Eukaryota; Metazoa; Chordata; Actinopteri; Characiformes; Acestrorhamphidae. Gene Ontology annotation, biological process: actin filament organization; vesicle transport along actin filament. Bases 220 to 3726 code for a protein of 1168 amino acids. Gene Ontology annotation, cellular component: microvillus; vesicle; plasma membrane. The record is from RefSeq and is a predicted model, not a curated record.
CUAGAGCCACUCCCCGAGCCUGUGGACCCGGAGUCCUGACCGCACUGAGAGCUGCUGGAGAGAGACGAGUCCUCACUCUGAGAGGACAAACACGAGAGAACAGCAGAAACUGGAGCAGAGAGACAACAACCAGUUCACAUUUCUAAACUUUUAACUGGAUACUGGAUGUCCUGCUAGGAGUGGAGUGAAGAAAAUUCAUUCUGAAUACGAGGGGCGACUAUGUCCAAAAUGGAGGUGAAGACGUCACUUCUCGAUAACAUGAUCGGGGUGGGCGACAUGGUCCUUCUUGAGCCGCUGUCAGAAGAAACCUUCAUCGGGAAUCUGCGGAAGCGAUUUGAGCACAAUGAGAUCUAUACAUACAUUGGCAGUGUGGUGAUCUCUAUGAACCCCUACAAGUCUCUGCCCAUCUACACAGCAGACAAGGUGGAGGAGUACCGCAACAGGAACUUCUAUGAGCUCAGCCCACACAUUUAUGCUCUGGCAGAUGAGGCCUACAGGUCACUUCGGGAUCAGGAUAAAGACCAAUGCAUCCUCAUAACAGGAGAAAGUGGAGCAGGAAAGACUGAGGCCAGCAAGUUGGUGAUGUCAUACGUGGCAGCAGUGUGUGGGAAGGGCCAGGAGGUGAACAAAGUGAAGGAGCAGCUGCUGCAGUCCAACCCUGUGCUAGAGGCUUUUGGAAAUGCCAAAACUGUGAGGAAUGACAACUCAUCUCGAUUUGGGAAGUACAUGGACAUCGAGUUUGACUUCAAAGGCGACCCGUUGGGUGGGGUCAUCAGUAACUAUCUUCUGGAGAAGUCCCGUGUUGUGAAGCAGCCAAGAGGAGAGAGAAACUUCCACAUCUUUUACCAGCUUUUAUCUGGAGCAUCAGACGACACUCUUAAAAAGCUGAAGUUGGACAGAGACUUCAGCAAGUAUAAUUACCUGAGUCUUGAUUCAGCCACAGUUAAUGGACUUGAUGAUGCAGCAAACUUCAGGACAGUCAGGAAUGCCAUGCAGAUCGUGGGCUUCAUGGAGGAUGAGUUGCAGUCAGUGAUGGAGCUGGUGGCUGCCGUGCUCAAGCUGGGCAACAUAGAGUUCAAGCCUGAGUCACGGGUCAACGGCUUCGACGAGAGCCGGGUCAAGGACAAGAACGAUCUGAAGGAGAUGUGUGAGCUGCUGGGUAUUGAGCAGUCAGUGCUGGAGAGAGCCUUCAGCUACCGCACCGUGGAGGCAAAGAUGGAGAAGGUGUCCACCACACUCAACGUUGCUCAGGCCUAUUAUGCUCGUGAUGCACUUGCCAAAAACCUAUACAGCCGCAUGUUCAGCUGGCUGGUGACCCGAAUCAAUGAAAGCAUCAAGGCUCAAACCAAAUCCCGGAAGAAAGUGAUGGGGGUCUUGGAUAUUUACGGUUUUGAGAUAUUUGAGGACAACAGCUUUGAGCAGUUCAUCAUUAACUACUGCAACGAGAAGCUCCAGCAGAUCUUUAUUGAGCUCACCCUGCGUGAGGAGCAGGAGGAGUAUGUGCGAGAGGGCAUUGAAUGGACCAACAUUGAGUAUUUCAACAAUGCCAUCAUCUGUGACCUCAUUGAAAAUAAUCAGAAUGGUAUCUUGGCAAUGCUUGACGAGGAAUGUCUGCGGCCAGGCACAGUGACUGACGAGACCUUCCUGGACAAGCUGAACACCAUCUGUGCUGAACACCAGCACUUUGAGAGCCGGCUAAGCAAAAACUCAAAGUUCCUCACUGAUCACAGUCUGCCUCACAGCUGCUUCCGCAUCCAGCACUAUGCUGGCAAGGUGCUGUAUCGAGUAGAGGGCUUUGUGGACAAAAACAACGACCUGCUGUACAGAGACCUGUCCCAGGCUAUGUACAAGGCCAACCACAGCCUCAUGAAGCUACUUUUCCCAGAGGGCAACCCUGCCAAGGUCAACCUGAAGAGGCCUCCUACAGCUGGCUUCCAGUUCAAAGCCUCAGUGGGGACACUCAUGAAGAACCUACAAACCAAAAACCCCAACUACAUAAGAUGCAUCAAGCCAAACGACAAGAAGGCAUCCCAGGUCUUCACAGAUUCGCUGGUGUGCCACCAGGUGCGCUACCUUGGACUGAUGGAAAACGUCCGUGUGAGGCGAGCAGGUUAUGCCUUCCGGCAGGCCUAUGAGCCCUGCCUGGAGCGCUACAAGAUGCUCUGCAAGCAGACCUGGCCCCACUGGAAGGGUCCUGCAAGGGAAGGUGUGGAGGUUCUCUUGAAAGGCUUGGAGGUACCAGAAGAAGAGUUUGCCUAUGGACGCUCCAAAAUCUUCAUCAGGAAUCCCAGAACCCUGUUCUUCCUGGAAGAGAAGAGACGGCAGUGUUUGGAGGACUUGGCCACACUCAUCCAGAAGAUCUACCGUGGCUGGAAGUGCCGCACCCACUUCCUACUGUUGAAGAAGAGCCAGGUGGUGGUGUCUGCCUGGUACCGAAGAUAUGCUCAACAGCAAAAGUACAAGAAGAUCAAGAGCUCCUCCAUUGUGGUUCAGUCUUUCAUCAGAGGCUGGAAGGCCCGCAAGAUCCUGCGUGAACUGAAGUACCAGAAGAGAUGCAAAGAAGCAGUGACCACUAUUUCAGCCUAUUGGCAUGGAACACAGGCUCGCUGGGAACUGCGGCGUCUAAAGGAUGAAGCUCGGAAUAAACGCGCGGUUUCUGUCAUUUGGGCAGCCUGGCUGGGAACUAAGGCUCGGAAAGAAGUGCGGCGGUUAAGGUAUGCGGCACGGAGUAAACAGGCCGUGUCCAUCAUAUGGGCAGGCUGGCAAGGAACCAAGGCACGCAGAGAGCUAAAGCGACUGAAGGAGGAGGCCAGGCGUAAGCACGCCGUCGCUGUCAUUUGGGCCUACUGGUUGGGACUUAAGGUUCGUAGGGAAUACAGAAAGUUCUUCAGAGCGAACGCUGGCAAGAAGAUCUAUGAGUUCACCAUCCAGAAAAUAAUGCAGAAGUACUUCCUUGGCCUGAAGAACACGAUGCCUUCAAUGUCACCCAUUGACAAGACCUGGCCAGCAAGGCCUUACCUCUUCCUGGAUGGCACACACCAGGAGCUGAGGAGGAUCUUCCAUCUGUGGAGGUGCAAGAAAUACAGAAGUCAGUUCACAGAAGAGAAGAAAGCCAUCUAUGAGGAGAAACUGGAAGCCAGCAAGAUCUUCAAGGACAAGAAGGCUCUGUACCCCAGCAGUGUGGGUCAGCCGUUUAAAGGAGAUUAUCUGGAGAUUAACAAAAACCCUAAGUACCAGAAGCUGAACAGUGUGAUGGAUGAAAAGGUGCUCCUCGCAGAUGUGGUUAAUAAAAUCAACAGGGCCAACGGCAAGGGGGCUCCAAGAAUCUUCCUGCUCACCAAGAAAAAGUUUGUUCUGGCUGAUCAGAAGACCGGACAAGUGAAGGCCAGCGUUCCACUGCCUGAUCUCAACAGCGUCUCCGUCAGCACUCAGAGUGAUGGCUUCUUCGCUCUGAAACUUAAAGAGGGUACUCCAUCAGCAGCCAAAGGCGACUUCUUGCUCAGCAGCGACAGAUUAAUAGAGAUCAUCACCAAACUUCACCGCACAGGAGCGGCUUCAGCUGAGAGGGAAACGAUCGGCGUUGACAUCUCAGACGAAUUCCUUGUACAGUUCAAACAGGACAAAGUGUGCGUCAAAUUCAUCCAGGCUGGACCCAAGAACGGCAACAGCGUUGCCUGCAAGCGUAAAAAUAACCGGCUUCUGGAGGUGUCUGUUCCUUCACCCUAGUGACCAGUCGUCUUAACUGCCCUGUUGGGGUGCCAUUUCUGAGACUCUUCACCAUCGAACCGAAGCUUCACCCCACCCCUAAAUGACUGUGCAAUUAUAUUGUUCUCGUCGUUGUUUUUAUCUUUCUUUUUGUAGUCCGAACAAAUGCAUUAUUGAGACUCCAAAAUACUAUAUACAGAACAGUAUUUUGGCACCUAGAAGAAGACAGGAAUAGGAAUAAGCUUUGCUAAACCUCCUAGUCUAGGGGUGCAUUAGAAUUCUGCUUUAAUCAAGACAUUAAUGGUAAUAGUUGGGAUUAUGAUGACAUUAUGAUGUUUAAUGACACUGGCAGGAGGUGAUUAUAAUCCCUUGGCGGGAGCAACACUAUGUGGCAGAGUAGAGGCCAUUCUGGACCAUCUUACAGGCACUCUGUUUUAUGGGGAGUUCUGAAUGGGUGAGACAAAAAAUUGCAAGAUCGUUUUUUAAUGUUAAGCUUCUGGGUUCCUGCUGUAAAGCUAGAAACUAAGAUUGCACUUUUUCCACGAAGGCCGGGGUAAGAUGAUAUGUUUUAUUUUGUUUAUUUUCUUGUUUUUUUCUCCACUUUGUGAUUCUCACGCAGCACAAUCUUUUAGUUCAAUCAAAACACGAUUGCCAAAGUUUGCCAAACGAUAUAAUUUGAUGUCCAGAAUUUUGUACCAUCUGUUUUUUUCUCUUGGGCAUUAUUUCAUAAUGCCUUACCUUUUAUUGUUGUGCAAGCCAAAUUCUAUGUAAUCUCUACAGCAUGAAGGAAAUAGAAGUUGGAGACUUGCUUUUCGAAAUGUUUUUACAAUAGAAAAUAAUAGUGUACACUGCUUUUCUGUAAAAUGCUCUACACCUGCAAACCAAACACAUGCACAAAAGAGACUGUGAGAGAUGAAGCUCCUGUUCCAUGUCUCAGAGGGUUCAGAGGCUCAAAAGACUGCAAAGGAGUAAACAGAUCAGGCAUGGUACACAGGACGUUAGACUUUACAGGAUGACAUGGUGACCCCGCUCUUCCCAAAUGUUUAACGUCGGGCACUGUCAGGUGUGUUCAGAGGUCUCAGCUUAAACGAUCUUCAAGACCUUCAGCAUCACAGAAAGGAUCUUCACGAUCAAAGGAGACUGAACUCUUUCCCCUAAGAACUGCAGAAUGAGGAUGUCCAUCAUUGCCAAUAAUUUAUAUGUAACCACAUGUAUAUAAGCUAAGCAAAGCCAUAGAACAUAUGUGGGUUCUGCGUGUACAAGGUUAACAGUAGUAGCUGAUGCUUAUUUACCAUGUAGAGGCAAAAAGAAAUCUAUAUGCUUUCCCACCAUUUGUAUAUGGGCUGUAUUAGUUUAUCCUUAGCUGGCCUGCAUUGGCUAACAGUACAUGCAGUGUUAUUGUUGGGGCUUUUCUAGAUACUUUUGAGUGCAAAGUGUGCAAUACAUUCAAAGACACACAUGACCAAACAUACAGGUGAACAUGUUCUGCUUAAGCUUUUAUUAUUGAUACAGAAAGAGAGAGCUUUGCUUUGAAACUAUAUUUAAUUCCUUAUUUUCAUCAUAUGUUAAGUAGACUUUUAUCAUACGGUUGAAUUUGUUCAUUAGACAGUUUUGCCAGAGAUUUUAAAGACGCAGCCCCUGGGGGAACAUUUGACCACAGUCCUUUGCUUCUGCAGGUGUUUUUUCACUUUUCAGACUUUUAAAGUGUUUUUGUAAUUUCAUAAUAAAAAAGUAGUUGAGUUUGGAGUAAAGGGUUCUUGUUCCCUCCGGUGAGGCAUGCAUCGUGCAGAACUGCUUGCAUUUGUGCUCCUUGAUUGUGUACAGUUUCAGUCUUCAAUGCAGUAUACUACGGUUGAUCCUUUUCCUCUUCUUUGUCAGUAGUUAAAAGAGGAAAGAACUGUUGAAUGCAUUUUGUGUGCCUAAGUGUAACUUGGUCUAAAUGACAGAAAACAUAGACGUGUUUCAGUAAUUGAUAAUUGUAACAAAUUACAAGUAAUCUUUCUUCUGUUUUUUAAAUUAAAGCAAAAAAUAAAUAACUUUUGCAAACUA